Messenger RNA from Blastomyces gilchristii SLH14081, 4703 nucleotides. RefSeq names its product actin-interacting protein, variant 1. The transcript has 3 exons. Gene Ontology annotation, cellular component: cytoplasm; cell tip. Lineage: Eukaryota; Fungi; Ascomycota; Eurotiomycetes; Onygenales; Ajellomycetaceae. Bases 99 to 3404 code for a protein of 1101 amino acids. Gene Ontology annotation, biological process: establishment of cell polarity. Gene Ontology annotation, molecular function: cytoskeletal regulatory protein binding. The record is from RefSeq and is a predicted model, not a curated record.
CUUCCUUUCCCCAGCCCAACGACCACAACCCAAAAUCACCCAACUCACACCAUAUCCAUAGCACAACCAGCUGUGCCUUUUCUGUGCUGCCAAGAGACAUGGACUCUUCUUCUUCGUCCUCCCAGUCUAGAUCUCGCCGUAUACGUUCUCCCGCUUUCGAUCGUGCUCGUUCGCCCGUGGUUCAGCAGAUGCUGUCAGCGUCUCUCUCCAGCGGAGGAGGUGGUGGGAGCGGUGGUGGUGGUGCUUCUGCUGGUGAUGCUGCAAACAUGAGUCAACCCGUGGGCACAAGAGCCUCUUCCGGGUCAGGCAAAUCCUCUUUAAGUCGCAGCGCGCCGGACAAACAGCUCUCACAGAUAGAAAAGAGCGUUACCCACCUUUUAGUUGCGACAAAGCAGUUGUUAGAGACUCUCACACAAUGGUCACGACAACGUGCGUCGGAAAGCGAGGUUUCGGACGUCUAUGUGCGUUUGGGAUACGAGUUCAACUUGGCCUGUAGAGCUUUUGGAGCUAUUGGGGUGGAUACAUCAGACUUAGGACCCGUGCCUGAUCUCCUUCGGACAAUUCUUGAAGACACCCUCAGCCAAAAUGCAUCGCCAGAGAGCCUGGAUCGGUACCUGCCGCGCAUACGGGACAUCAUUAUCAAUUUACUCCAGGGGCUCAAGAAAAAACAGGCUAAGUUGCGGUCGAGGCAGAUGAAGGACAGCUUGCCCAGAACAGCACGCCAUGGGAGCGCUGGCAGCGUGGGAAGCGGAGAUAAUAGUCUAAAUCAGACCAUGGACGAGACUCCAUCCGUAUCUCAGUUACCACCGAAACGACAACAAGAGUUAUCUCGCCAAAAUAAUGCAAUGAAAAGUUAUGGAGAUACGGGCUUUUCCAGAAACAACUCUUCUUCCAACUGGUCUAAUGACCGCCAUGGACAAUCUUUUGCUGAAAGGGAAGCUUCAAAAAGAGACCCGCAAAAGUCAGCUGCUUCUUCGAGUUCGUCUUUGUCAAGUAGUGCUAUGCAGAAUAUCCCUGUUAUGCCUACAUAUCCUGACCAGAGCAUGAACGGACCUCGCUACGACAAUCCCCCCAGUUUUUCCGCGCAUGAUUUCCCUCAUCCACCACCGCCCACGCCUCCAACCUCUAAACAAAACGACGCCAUUGGAAUGCUACAAAGAAGUGGCGAACUGGAACGACGAGCGUCGAGGAGAUUCUCUGCAUAUCAGAUACAAAAGCACCUGGGUCCAUCUCCUAAUGGUGUUCCUGUAAUUCCAUCUUCACAGAAUUCGCCAGUUCCGAAUCGAGGACGCGAUGUCCGUGAAUCAAUGAAUGCUGUGCGCCUCCGUGGAUCAUAUCUUCACAGCAAACAGCGCUCGAAUAAUCGGACUCUUGAAUCAGCCCUUGGCCAAACCACUUCCUCCCCGGACCGUAGAGAACCAGUGAAGAAACCGCAACUCGAUACAUCAGUGGCAUCGACUGAAGACGAUGGUCCGUUGCCCAAAACUCCGACUGACAAGCUUGGCUCUCCACGCCGUUAUGAGUCGAGAGAUAUGCCAACAGUCGGUGGCUCUCUCCCUGCGCUACCCCAUAUUUUAGAGCGGGACUCGGGUUCAGAGACCUUCGAGGGUCCAUCAGGGAAGAGCACGGGACAGCAAUCUGCACCCGCGAACGGGACUCAACAUGCUAAAACUGCGUCUACGAGCUCCGACAAUUCGCCAGCUGGCCAGUUUACUCCCGAGUCGUCACCUCCUCCAAGCAAAGAAAUAACACUCUUCCUACAGUAUAGAAGCAAGAUUAAGAAAUACGUCCUGCCGGAAGGUUAUUCGGAGUUAACUCUUGGCAGACUACAGUUGGCCUUUAUCGAAAAAUUCGCUUGGAAUACUCACAACAAUGGUGUAGAUUUACCAGAAAUUUACCUUCAAGAUCCCGUCUCUGGGGUUCGACAUGAACUGGAAGACUUGAGUGACGUAAAAGAUCGAUCAGUCCUUGUGUUGAACGUUGAGCCGCUAGACGAGGUGAAGAAGCAUUUCGAUGAUGGAGUUGGCGGUCUCCGCCGUUUGAUUGAAGGAGUUCGUGAAAUUGUUGAUGGACAAGGCUCAUCUAUCCAACGUUUAACUGACCGUCAGUCAGAAGCUGCGAAAGAGAUUGCUCGCCUUGCUUCAGCUCCGCCCCCCGCAGCAACAUCCAAAUCUAGGGUUACGUCCGACGGUCCAAUGUCAGGUGGUGGAAACCAUAUUGCCGAACUUCAGGAUAUUCGUCGUGAUCUUGCCGUGCUACGCCAGACGUAUACGAGUUUCACAGUUGAUAUAUCAAACUCUAUGGGCUCAAUCCGAUCCAAGGCUAGCUCUGUAAAGAAUGCGGCGAAUGAGAUGACUGUGCCGUCGUUUGAGGGUGAUGCAGGCCGUGCUCGCGUGAACGCAGGGAAGAAGGAACUUGCUGACGAAUCUGAGAGGAUCGUCGCUCGUGUGGAUGAUCUUCAAGAUCUCGUUGAGGAUCUUCGGAAGGAUGUUGUUACACGUGGUGUCCGGCCGCUACCAAGACAAUUGGAAGCCGUAGGCCGUGAUAUCAGUGCUGUGACGAAGGAAUUGAAAAAGAUGCAGGAGUUCCUUAAGCGAGAGAAACCGAUAUGGACUAAGAUCUGGGAGAAAGAAUUGCAGCUUGUGUGUGAGGAGAGGGAUCAACUCACAAUGCAAGAAGAUCUCGUGAUUGACCUUGAGGACGAUCUCGAAAAGGCUACACAGACAUUUGGGCUUGUGGAACAAGCCACAAAACAACAAAGUCUGGACUCUAACUCGAACACGACCCCUGGACCCCACGGUUUGAGAAAUGUAUCUCGCAAUUUCCCCAUCGAUGAGCCACUCGACCCUAUGAAGGCCAAGGAUUACCUCCUAGGAGAAGUAAGAGCACUGCAACCCAACCACGAAAAUCGGCUUGAAGCCAUAGAACGUGCCGAGAAAGCAAGGCAGAAAGAGUUGGAGACCCGCCGUGUCGGUCCGCUCCAAAAGGAGUUAGGUAAAUUCGUUGAGGAGGGAAAACUGAAGAAGAGCGGUGGCUUCGAAGAGAUUGAACGGAUGCGGAAAGCAAAAGAAGACCGGAUACGAAAGGAGGUAUGGGAGCGCAUGAACGGAAUUGUUCCUGAGUCAGAACAGAACGUUGAGGCCGCCACAUCCACGGCUACAAGCCCUCCUCCUAUUGAUGACAAACCACCCGAGGUGGAUAAUCCCGAGUCAGCUAAAACCGUGGGACCAGGGGAAGAGCAUGCGAAUCCCUCAUCAGCUGGUAAACGAAGCGGCGCCCGUGGUUCUGGUGCUAGCGAUGGCCCUGCUCCUACAAAGGAUGAAGCUGCGAAGUCGCCAAAAUCGUCAACUGCUCCUGCUUCCGAUCGCAAACGCUCAUCUUGGCUCACGUCCAUAUUCAACUGAAUGUUGGCAGAAUCUCCCCGCUGGCACCAAAUCUCCCAGUUCCCCCUUGCUCCCCUCCUAACCUCCUCCAAUCUAACCCCCAACCCCGACCCGCUGUUUACUUCCUUUGGCACCGAAACGUUAUCUUUGAGACGUUUAUUGCCCAUAGAUCGAGCGGGGCCAUUACCAUGACUGGGUAUAUCACAUUUUACAUAUUUUAAAUUUUCUUCUUCUUUUUAGUUUAAUCUUGUGCGGUUUUUGAUUUUUGGUUUUUGUUAAUGCUAAUUGAAACACUCGAUACCCCGGAUAAUAAACCUAGAAUCCUUAGAUGCCGUGUCACAACGCUGCGGCUUUACAUAACCCUCCGCCUUUUUCCUCCUUGUUGCUGUUGCUAGCGGUUGUUAUCGUGGGAAGUUUUGGUACUCUGACAUUUCUUUUUUCCUUAUUUGGCCUUCUCGCGUCGAACCCUAUGUCCCCAUAAUCUUUACAUUUUAUUUGCUUGGAUACAGAGCCAUGUUUUCUUUUUUUCUUUUCUUUUUCUUUUCCCUUUUUUUCUUUCCUGCCAAUGUUCAUUUUCUUUCUUUCCGUUGUUAUCGAUACCCCAGAGACACUUUCUUAUUUACAGUCUGCUUCCCUUUUAUCUUCCAUCAUAUAUACACUCUCCCAACACCCUACGGCUUAUUUCCUAGCUCCUCUUCGUUUGUUCUCCUUUUAUUGAAUUUUGAAGUCUAUUUUUACGGGCGUGUACGAGAAAUGCGAUAGCUACACCAGCAAACGCAGAGGCUGGCUGGCUGGCUAGGCUUUUGUUGGCUGUGUACCUACCUAUACAUAGGUAGGUAGGUAGCGUUUAUACGAGAAAGGGGGAUGGAACGAAGUUUCGAUGAAAUUUUUAUGGUGCCCAUUUCCUUUCUUAUGACAUGUGGACAAAUUAGAUUAAAAUUUUGCCCCCUUCUUUUAUAUGUAUAUACUUAAUUGUUUAUAAUUCUCCACGCCUCACCCGUUUUUUCUCCAUUCUGUUCUGCAGCUGGAAACGUACUAUUCUUAGAUGUUUCGAUUUUGUUCAAUCGUCGUCCGUCGUCCCGGGGAUGACACAGGAGGAGAGUGGUGACAUUCAGCCAGUGGUAUGGAUUGGACGCAUGCAACGUAGAAAGUACUCAUAAUAUAUACAUACGCAAGAGGGCUGAGAUUUUGGGCUGGUUCUAGACUGAUAUUUUGCUGUCUGAGAGCGCAUUUUCUCGCCUGAGGCUGUUGCCAAAAAUAAUUGACUGCUAUGUCAAUCUUCUCUCUCUUCGAUCAAUCGCCAUCAUUUUCAAUUUGUUU